AUCAUUUUCAUUACAAUAGGUAAGUUUAAAAGUAAAUUUAUUCUCUUAUGUGUUACUAUCUUGGAUGAAGUUACCAAGGAUAUAUAAUGUUUCUUACUUUUAAAUCGUAACGCGCGCUGUCUGUAACGUAAGUAUAAAGAGAGAUAUUAGUUGAUUUACAUGUUGACUCGAGAAUGCUUAAUAAUUAUGAAACAGUUUUCACUUUUGCCUAAUGUUAAUUUGAAUAAGAAACGUUUCCACAUUAGAAUAAGUUUCCACGUAGAAUAAAAGAUCGCUUAUGCAAAACUUACACAAGAUAACACAUACUGUACAUCUUGUCCGCACUUACUAUAUAUGUAUAUCCGUUGCACUGUUUGGAUAGUCAAAUCACAAAUUUAUAGAUAUCGAGUUUUGAUAAUGGACGUAUACACUUGUUGUCAAUAAAGUAUUUUAUCACAAAACUAGUUCGUGCUGUAUCAUAAAAGACAUAUCUUCGAUGACUCAUGUUCUCCUACGUAAUACGAAUGUGAAUUCUUUCUGAGUCAAAGAGCUUUAGCAAGUAGUAAGGUAUUCCAAGAUCUGCAUUUGGAUUGCUUAGUACUUUAUUAGUGACAAUUGUAACCGAUGUAUAUUAUCUCGGUAGUACAUAAGACCGAAGAAUCUGUGUUACCCUUAAAAACGAAAGGUAUCGCACGAGUGUACACAACGGAAUAAAGUAUAAAACUGUCACGAUGAGAAAGGACAACUGCGCUUGCGUGAACUUUGAUGAAGAAGUGUGGUGUAAGCCUUCUUUUUACGGGAAAUAAGCAUCGCAGGUGACUCUCCCUCGACGUCUUCUCUAUCGAUCGCUUAAUCACUCGUACUUUUUUCCAUGCAAAACGUGCGUUUCCAUCAAACUGCGAGUGUCCGAAUCUCAUGAUGGCAAUUUGUCUACCACCUCAUGUUAAAUUUAUGCAAAAUUAAGCAAUUUUGAAUUUACGCUGAAGAAGAAAAAUUAUGUAAUAUUCUGAAUAUUUGAGAGAGUGGGAUAUGCGAAUCUUCUUCAGUACGUUUUUGCAGUCAAACGCGUACUGUUUCUCGUAGAGUGAUGAUUUGCAUCAAUACCUAUUUUAGAUUCAAUCGGAUUCUUCUGCUCUCGAUUGGCUUGUGGCCUUAUAAACGAACAAAACUCGUUGAAUUUCAGGCAAUUUUGAUUUUGGCUUUUCUGAUUUUCUGUAUUACAUACCUGUUUGCAACAUUUGCAUUUACAAAAUGCACUCCAGCGCUUGUCAUUAAUGUUCUUUCUAUCGCCUUACUUGGUAUUAUAUACGCGUUCUCAUAUCAUUCUUUUUAUGUUAAUGUUCAUACUAUAAGGUGGUUAAUGUAUAAACUUCAGCAUAUUUAUAACGAUCUAAAAGAUGAGAAUGAGAUCGCUAUUGUAACAAAAUAUGGAAACAUCGCAAAACGUUUCACGGCUAUAAUGAUGUUGUUUGAAGUUUGCUGUGUAAUUACUAUCCUGUUAUUGACGUUUUUACUGCAAUUUCUUGAUACUACCUUGCUCGUAGACAAGUCUGAAUCACGUUACGUUAUGCAGAAAGUUAUACCUAAGUACUUCAUUGGGCGCGAAAGCUUUCUAUAUUUAAUAAUUCCGAGUUUAUUCGCAUCUGCUUCUAUAGGAGGUACUGCUGUAGUAGCAACAGGAAUGAUGUUUGUGACAUACCUCAAACAUACCUGUGGAAUGUUUAGAAUAGCCAGUUACCGCAUUGAAAAGGCAAUGAUGAUAAAAAUGCUGAAGAAUGUUAACUUGGAAAAUGAGAUUAUAAUUUAUAAGGAAAUUGUACAUGCUGUUGAUAUUCAUCGCAAAGCUGUCCAUUUCGCUAUGCUUGUGUAUUCCACCUUUAAAGGAUUACUAUGUACAGUAACAGUAGUUGGAGUAAUUUGUUUGAGCUGCAAUCUUUAUAGAUUAUCUGAAACUAUGUCACGUGACGGCGAGAUCGAGCAAUGUUAUAUGCAUCUUCUAAUUACCAUUACAAUUUUUAUAAUCUUGUUUAUAUCCAAUUCUGCCGGACAAGAAGUUACCGAUUACAAUAAUCACGUAUUUCUUACCGCAUACAAAGUUCAGUGGUACGUAGCACCUUUGCACAUACAAAGGUUGAUACUAUUUAUCUUGCAAAAUGGCAGCAAAACUUUUCGUCCGUCUAUUAUCGGACUUUUUUCAUUUUCCAUCGAAAUAUUUGCCUCGGUAAAAAAUAAUUAUAUAUAUUGUAUGUUACGUUUAACAUAUUGUACAUAUUCGACAUUCGGCACAAAUAGUAUCGUACAAGACAUUCUUUUCGAGUUCACAUUAUAUUCCAGUUAACGAAGGCAUCGUUAUCCUACUUCACCGUUAUAUAUUCCAUGCAACAGUGAAAGUAUAUGUAUCAUCUGACAGCGUUUUACAAUUUGCAAUGUAAUAGGUAAGGUUUAAACAAGUAAAUAUAUACGUGAAAUAUAGUUGGUUUAAUACAUCGAGGAAAUUUAUUAAUACGAUUUAGUGUGAUCUGCGCGAGAAUAUUUAAAUCUUUUAGGUGUCGCUAGUGAACAGUUCGAUGAUUUGCAGUUUACAAUAUUCCGUAUUUUAUUAACUAUUUAACUAAUGUAUUGUUAACCCUAUAGGUAAAGUUCUUGAUGGAACAACUUCAGCAUAUUUUUAACACGUUAAAAGAUGAGAACGAAAUCCCUAUCAUAAAGGAAUACGGAAAUAAUGCUAAGCAUUUUACGGCUGUUAUAACCUGUAACAUAUUUAAUAUAUGUUUUUGUAGGGGCGAGAUAAAUAGAUUAUCUAGUAAAUGAUAGAUAAUAAAUAGAGAAUCCAAUAAAAGUUUAAUUAUACUAAC
Messenger RNA from Vollenhovia emeryi, 2834 nucleotides. RefSeq lists its product as uncharacterized. Bases 1067 to 2317 code for a protein of 416 amino acids. Lineage: Eukaryota; Metazoa; Arthropoda; Insecta; Hymenoptera; Formicidae. Gene Ontology annotation, biological process: sensory perception of smell; detection of chemical stimulus involved in sensory perception of smell. Gene Ontology annotation, cellular component: plasma membrane. Gene Ontology annotation, molecular function: odorant binding; olfactory receptor activity. The record is from RefSeq and is a predicted model, not a curated record. The transcript has 8 exons.